Wasmannia auropunctata (little fire ant) is the source of this 702-nucleotide messenger RNA. RefSeq lists its product as uncharacterized. The transcript is spliced from 5 exons. Gene Ontology annotation, biological process: sensory perception of smell; detection of chemical stimulus involved in sensory perception of smell. Gene Ontology annotation, molecular function: odorant binding; olfactory receptor activity. The record is from RefSeq and is a predicted model, not a curated record. NCBI's taxonomy places the organism in Eukaryota, Metazoa, Arthropoda, Insecta, Hymenoptera, Formicidae. Gene Ontology annotation, cellular component: plasma membrane. Bases 1 to 702 code for a protein of 233 amino acids.
AUGGAGUUCUCUGUGGAUCAGCAAUAUAGAGUGAAUCGUCUGGUGUUGUCCAUAUACGGACUAUGGCCUUACCACAAUCGAACGGCGACCGCUUGGAUUAAGCGAAUAUUCAUAUUUUCGUUUAUGAUUUAUACUGUAGUGAUUCAGGUAAUUAAGAUCUGCAUGACAGAAUUAACGACAGAUUUUAUACUUGAUUGUCUACCUAUUAUCAUUCCUAAUGUUGGUGCGAUAAUACAAUUCCUGAAUCGUGUAUUAAUCAACGACAAACUGAGGGAUUUAUUCGAUCAAAUUAAAAUCGACUGGGAAUGCGCGAGAUCUCAGAAUGAGAUUGAAAUUAUGCAGGAGAACGCCACUGGCGCAAAAGUAACGACGAAAUUGUUUUUGCUUUACAUGUUCGUAGGCAUAACUGUGUACAUGUUUAGCACAUUCAUCCCCCAAGUUCUCGAUGUAUUUCUACCGCUAAACGAGUCACGUUCGCGCGAGCAUCCAUUCCAUGUUGAAUUAUUUCUCGACGACGACAAAUAUUUUUACUUUAUCCGAUUUUUUAUGUAUUUUGGUCUCUUGUACGGAUUGGGAGUGAUCCUCGCUAACGGCACCAUAUUCGUCGUUUACAUGCAGCAUGCCAGUGGAAUGUUUACCAUACUGGGCUACAUGGGUCAGCAAUUAAUUGACACGAGCACAGAGCUGUCCAUGAAGAUGUGA